ACCACUCAUCUUUUCCAUCUUCUUCUAAGAAAAUACUUAGCCUUUGUGUCUCUUUACUUUGGGUUUUUGAUUGUUUUGAGGAUGAAGUCUAUAGCUGUUCUUCUGUUGCUGAUGAUGAUGGUAAGCUCUUGCAUGGCAAUACAAAGAAAGGCUCUUCUGAAAGAAACAUAUGGGCAAGCCCAGCAAGGCCAGCAGCUUUCAGAGAAAGCUAUGGGAGUAAAAGGUGAAGAGGAAGAGAGUAAAAGUGGGUACCCUGGAAGUGGAAGCAGCACUGAUAACCACCAUGGCAUCCCUAGACAGGACUUCAAUAGCUGGGCUGGAACCCCUGGAGAUAACAGUGGGAAUGGUGGUGGGUAAUAGGAAGGUUCUGUUUGGCAAUGUUUGCUAAAAAAACUAGCCUAUAUAGGAGUAAAGUUUUUAUUUAUGUAUUUUGUGGGUAGCUUAUGAAGUUCAGUGGAUGGUUUUUGAGUACUAAAUAGAUAGUGUUUCACCUCACUCACUGGAUAUAAUCUUAGUUAUGUCUACAUAUAAAUGAGAGAGGGAAUAGAUAUAUAUUUGGACGAAGGACGUUUGUCCUUCAUGCAUGCAUGUGUGCAUGGCUUGCACUAAAGAAUCAUAAUAAGUGGAAGGUAAUGCAUUGGAUGGACAUCCAGGCCGCCCUAUAAUAUAGUCAUUAUAGCUAUUGAUUUUCCUGUAUGUUCCUAUAAGCAAGUACAGUUUGUAUUAAAUCAAUGGGAUGCUUGACCUUAAUAUUUAUCAUUUAUAUGGCUUGUGUC
Molecule: messenger RNA, 776 nt
Organism: Macadamia integrifolia
Lineage: Eukaryota; Viridiplantae; Streptophyta; Magnoliopsida; Proteales; Proteaceae
Exons: 1
Coding region: 82-357 (91 amino acids)
Source: RefSeq, a predicted model, not a curated record